This is a messenger RNA of Bipolaris oryzae ATCC 44560, 783 nucleotides long. RefSeq lists its product as uncharacterized. The coding region runs from base 1 to 783 and encodes 260 amino acids. NCBI's taxonomy places the organism in Eukaryota, Fungi, Ascomycota, Dothideomycetes, Pleosporales, Pleosporaceae. The transcript is spliced from 2 exons. Gene Ontology annotation, molecular function: glutathione transferase activity. Gene Ontology annotation, biological process: glutathione metabolic process. The record is from RefSeq and is a predicted model, not a curated record.
AUGGCGACAGCCAAGAAAGCACGUACUCACCCGCCCUACGAACUACUGUACUGGCCAGGUAUUCCUGGGCGUGGCGAGUUCAUACGACUGGCCUUUGAGGCAGCAGGUGUCUCUUACAAGGACCCCGCCAACGAGCCUGAUGGACCGGGUGCGAAAGUCGUCGCUUCCUUGACCUCGGGCGCAGAUGGCAACCCACCCGUUUUCGCCCCACCCGCGCUCAAGGUGCCUGGCGAAGGCAAGGAUGGCGCACCUCUGCUCAUCUACCAGACCCCAGCCAUCCUCUCAUAUCUCGGUGACAGGCUAGGUCUCGCUGGCGAAGAUGAGGUGGACAAGAUGACCGCCUUGUCCCACACCCUGACCGCCCUGGAUCUCAACAACGAAACUCACGACACCCACCAUCCCGUGGCCGUGGCCCAGUACUAUGAAGACCAAAAGGAUGAGGCUCUCAAAAAGGCCACAGACUUUCGCGAGAACCGCAUUCCAAAGUUCUUCUCUUUCUUCGAGCGCGUCUUGAAAGCUAAUGAGGCCCAAGGAGAGGGCAAGUUUCUUGUUGGCAGCAAACUAACCUAUGCCGAUACCACCCUCUGGCACGUCCUGAGCGGCCUCAAGUUCGCCUACCCCAAUGAGCUCAAAGUGAGAGAGAAGGACUAUCCGUUGCUGUUUGGUUCCUUUUACGAAAGCGUGGCGCAGGCCAAGGGUGUCAAGGAGUACCUAGAGAGUGAUAGAAGGCUGCCGUUUAGCAUGGGAAUCUUUAGACAUUACCCGGAGCUUGACCGGUCUUAA